CACUCUGCUGAUCCCAACUCAGAGUCAGAGAGGCGGAGGGAAGAGGAAAGAAACAGAGGGAAGGGAAAAUGGUCUUAAUCUCCGCUUCCUCCCCCCUAAUUUCCCCAUUCUCCUUCCCUUCAAGAAAAAAACCUCUUGUGGCCUCUCCCACCGUUCCUCGUACCAGAGAAUCCUCUCCACGGUUCCAAUUCCCAUCGCGUACCCUCCGCCCGACUCCUCUCAGAACCCUCAAAUGCUUAUCCCGGAGGCAAUCCACUGAAGAGUUCGAGAGGCUCUUCUCCAACCUCAACCAGGCCACCAUGAAAAGAGAGCCGGGCAGCGUUACCAGUGGAAUAUUUUUGGUGACCGGCACGACGGUAGGUGCAGGUAUCCUUGCUAUCCCUGCAGUCACACAAGAAGCUGGAUUUCUGGCCUCUGCAAUAACAUGCAUUCUUUGCUGGAUAUAUAUGGUUGUGACAGGAUUGUUGAUUGCAGAAGUAAAUGUAAAUACAAUGUGUGAGCUUGGUUCUGGAGGUGUCUCAUUGGUGUCAAUGGCCACGAGAACGCUUGGAAAACUUGGAGUUCAAACUGCUUGCUUGUCGUACAUAUUUAUACAUUAUGCUCUUCUUGUUGCUUAUGUGGCCCGUUCUUCAGAGAUUUUGACAAAUUCCUUUGGCAUUCCAUUAUGGGAGAGCGCAACCUUGUUUUCAUUGGUUUUUGGAGGCAUAUGCUACUUUGGAAGCCAGCGAGUUAUUGGUGCAAUUAACGGAUGUUUGGUAUUCGGUAUUAUCGUGUCUUUCACAUUUCUUGUGGGAGUGGCAAGCGGAGAGCUGCAAUGGAAUUCUCUCCUUCAGGCCCAUUUUGAGGCCAUCCCACAAAGUAUACCGAUAAUUGCACUUGCUUUUGUUUACCAGAAUGUAGUUCCAGUUCUUUGUACAAAUCUUGAGGGGAACUUGUCAAAAGUGAGGACUGCAAUUGUCUUUGGCACUGCUGUUCCCCUUGUUUUGUUUCUUAUUUGGGAUGCUGUUAUUCUUGGAACUAUACCAAAUCUGAGUACAAGCAGCAGUGAUGUCAGUGACCCAUUAGAGCUGCUACGAUCCAACAAUGGAAUCGUUGGACCAAUUGUUGAGGCAUUCUCAUUUCUUGCAAUAGCCACAUCAUAUAUUGGAUUCGUUCUAGGACUUUCAGACUUUGUUUCUGAUUUGCUUAAACUGCCAAGUGGCCAGAGCAAACCUUUCCCAUAUCUGCUGACUUUACUACCACCUCUGGUAUUAUCAUUGCUUGAUCCAGAGAUAUUUUUCAAAGCCUUGGAUUUUGCUGGAACUUAUGGAGUUUUGGUGCUCUUUGGAGUUCUUCCAGCUGCGAUGGCUUGGUCAGAGAGAUAUUUAGAUGCCUCACAAUCUCCAAGGCUUCCCCCACUGGUUCCUGGUGGAAAGUUAACUCUCUCCAUUGUCCUCGGAGGCGCCCUGGUUGUCAUAUUCUCAGAGAUAUACAAGGAUGUCAUAAACCAAUAGAAUAGAAGAUGGCACAUUAGUACAUUAGGAGAAAAAAUUAACAGCCCACAAGAAAAUCUCCCUUGGAACAUCUCAGAUGUCUUAAAUUUGUUAUGCGAUGUCAUGUAAAAAAAAUAUGCUACUUUAACAUUUUGUUGCUUCUUGAUUUUAUACUAUUCCUAAGGUGGUGGCUGUUUGGCUUGAAUGUUCUCGAGAAAUGGUGACUUGCUUUCAUAAAUCAAAAUUGCUUCUUUAUUGUUUCA
Phoenix dactylifera (date palm) is the source of this 1735-nucleotide messenger RNA. Its product is annotated as Tryptophan/tyrosine permease. The record is from RefSeq and is a predicted model, not a curated record. Lineage: Eukaryota; Viridiplantae; Streptophyta; Magnoliopsida; Arecales; Arecaceae. Gene Ontology annotation, biological process: amino acid transmembrane transport.